This is a messenger RNA of Dacryopinax primogenitus, 815 nucleotides long. RefSeq lists its product as uncharacterized. Bases 165 to 689 code for a protein of 174 amino acids. NCBI's taxonomy places the organism in Eukaryota, Fungi, Basidiomycota, Dacrymycetes, Dacrymycetales, Dacrymycetaceae. The record is from RefSeq and is a predicted model, not a curated record. The transcript has 3 exons.
CUUCACACCACCAGAUGCAGACUCGCUCACAGAAACGUCGUCGAAGUCCGAGCGUUUCUGAAUCCAGCUCAAGACAAUCCCCCUCCAACAAGAAGCGUUUAAUCUCUGAUCAUGCUCUUGUACUCUCGAUACCGGCUUCGUCUAUUUCGCUGCAUACACACACGAUGGCUCAGUGCACGCUCUCCUCAUCUUCCUUCUCUGCCUGUGGGCUCGGCUCGCCUCUGGCGUCAACCCUAUCAAGCACCCCUUCUCCAGUGCCGUCGACUCUAGGAGGUACCGAGACAGAGGGUUGUUGGAGUGCCAUGCAGGAUGAGCCUGUAGUAAAUCAAGUGCAACCCGACUUUUUGGAGGCAGCGGAGGCGAUGAGAAUCGAUGAUUCCCCCGGAGAUGUCGAUGCCGAUGCCGACAUGGAUCAGAAGAACCUAAUCCCCUCAAUGUCGUCGAUGUUGUCGAAGUCCUUCAUCAUACCCGCUGUUCUCUUACAGCCUCCUACGCCGUUACUGCACCAGUCACCGCGCCAUUCUCAUGUCCCAAUUCUACCGCCCCCACUGCCCAAAUCCUCUGCACAUGCAGUCUCCUCGCGAACAACAGGGCUAACUGUUUCGCGGAGGCGAUUCAUUAUGGGACCCAGAGAAGGCUGCGAGAAAUGCAGAUUGAGGGUGCCUGGCCAUUACGGCCAUAUAGAUUAAUUGGCUACCUCCAGCGAGCAAACUAUUCAACGUCUUUGGGGGUUUACAUCAAUAUGUUUUAUACGGAUUCACAACGUGAUGCAGAACUGUGUUUGUACAUCAAUGGAGCUGGCGCUGUAAUUUAAU